AUGAAGUCGGCCACCUCGCUCCUCCUCGGCGCCGCGCUCGCCACCGCCUUCUUCCUGCUCUACACCUCCCUCUGCCGCGACCUCGGCGCCGCCGCGCCCAGGUCGGGGUCGCCGACGCGGUGGGAGCAGGAGACCGGCAGCACGGCCGCCGCGGGGGUCGAUCGUCGGGAGGUGCGGGGACGCCUCGUCGAGCCCAAGCAGCAACAAGGGGCCGCCAAGGGGGAGGAGGGCAGCAAACAUGCGGCCGCGAGUAGCGGCGAUGGUGACGACGGCAGAGGCGACGGCGGCGCCACAGCAGAGGAGAAAAGUCAGAGCAAGAAGCAGCAGCAGCGGAUUGUGAUGCCUGCCACGUCAUCAACCCAGAAGUAUGAUGUUCCCCACCACCCACUGACCCACCAUGGACAGCAGCAGCAGCAGAAGAGCCCACCACCACCGUCCCAGGAUCUGGCGGACCUGCUCCGGCGAGCGGCGACGGCGGACAAGACGGUGCUGAUGACGGCGAUCAACGAGGCGUGGGCAGCGCCAGGGUCAUUCCUGGAUCUGUUCCUGGAGAGCUUCCGGCACGGCGAGGACACCGCGGAGCUGCCGCGGCACCUGCUGAUCGUGGCCAUGGACGGGAAGGCUUUCCACCGGUGCACCGCCGUGCACUCGUUCUGCUACUGGUUCCGCGCCGACGACGGCAUGGACUUCGCGGCGGAGCAGAAUUACAUGAAGGGGGACUACCUGGAGAUGAUGUGGCGCCGGAACCGGCUGCAGCAGACCGUGCUGGAGCUGGGCUACAGCUUCCUCUUCACGGACGUGGACAUCCUGUGGUUCCGGGCCCCGUUCCCGCGCCUGCCGGUGGGGGCGCAGGUCGUCAUGUCGUCCGACUUCUUCGUCGGCGACGCCGACUCGCCCUACAACUACCCCAACGGGGGGCUCCUCUACGUCCGGGCGUCGCCGGCCACGGUGGGGUUCUACCGGCACUGGCAGGCGUCGCGGGCGAGGUUCCCGGGCCACCACGAGCAGUACGUCUUCGACAAGAUCGUCAAGGAAGGCUACGCCGGCGCCCGGGUGCAGUUCCUCGACACGGCCGUCUUCGGGGGAUUCUGCCAGCACGGCAACGACCUGGGCAGGGUGGCCACCAUGCACGCCAACUGCUGCGUCGGCCUGGACAACAAGCUCUUCGACCUCAAGAACGUGCUCCAGGACUGGAAGACCUACAGGGCGCGCGCCGCCGCCGGCAACGCGCAGGUGUUCUCCUGGCGGGUGCCCGGGAGAUGCAUACACUGA
Messenger RNA from Miscanthus lutarioriparius, 1272 nucleotides. Lineage: Eukaryota; Viridiplantae; Streptophyta; Magnoliopsida; Poales; Poaceae. The record is from the annotation of a GenBank genome assembly.